UUAAAUUUCCCGCAAAGUUUAAAAGCCAUUUUUGUGCUGAACAUUGAUGAGGAAGUAUACUGCCCUCUAAGAGAGUCCUCCAACCAGCCAAAAAAAGCAGAACUUCUCUAUUUACAGCACUGUACCAUCAGCCAUAGUCUCACCAUGCCUGGCAUUGAGAACAACCGUCUUGCUUCUUUCAAGAACAAGGGACGGGAUGGAGGUGAGAUGCGCCGGAGAAGACAGGAAGUCACAGUGGAACUGCGCAAGGCAAAGAAAGAUGACAACCUCAUGAAACGGCGCAACAUCCAACUGGAGGAGGAUGCCCCGUUGCCUCUACAGGAGCAAAAACAGCCAACCGUUGCCAUGACAGUGGAGGAGAUUGUGGCUGGAGUGAACUCCAACGAUGCCAGCAAGCAAUUCCAGGCUGUCCAGGCAGCUAGGAAGAUGCUGUCCCGUGAGCGCCAUCCUCCCAUCAAUUCCAUCAUCAGGGCUGACCUUAUCCCCAAAUUUGUGGAGUUCCUCCCCUACGACGACAAUCCAGCCAUCCAGUUUGAGGCUGCGUGGGCUCUCACCAAUAUUGCAUCGGGCACCCCAGAGCAGACUAUGGCUGUAGUCAGGGCCAACGUUAUCCCACAUCUUGUCAAGCUCCUGUCCUCCCCCCAGGAGAACGUCAGAGAGCAGGCUGUCUGGGCAUUGGGCAACAUUGCAGGUGAUGGUGCCGUGCUGAGAGAUGAAGUAAUCAGACAUGGAGUGCUAGGCCCACUUCUGCAGCUCAUCACACCGACUACAUCAGGCCCAUAUCUUCGCAACAUCACCUGGACCCUAUCCAACCUGUGUCGUAACAAGAACCCAGCCCCUCCUGAUGAGGUGGUGAUGGGCAUCCUGCCUGCCUUGGGAUCCCUCAUCUACAACUGUGACAAGGAAGUGUUGGCUGAUGCCUGCUGGGCCCUGUCCUACCUCACUGACGGCACCAACCAGAGAAUCAACCACGUGGUGCGGGCUGGUGUGGUACCAAGACUCGUCCAACUCCUUGCCUGUGAGGAGAUUUCAGUCGUGACUCCAACUCUUCGCACCCUUGGCAACAUCGUGACAGGAACUGAUGAACAGACCCAAGCUGUGGUGGAUGCUGGUGCUCUUCCCCUCAUGUACGCCCUGCUCCAUCAUUCCAAACCCAACAUCAAGAAGGAAUCCUGCUGGACGAUCAGUAAUGUCACAGCCGGCAACGUGGCGCAGAUCAACGAGGUCGUCAAAGCAGGACUGCUCAAACCUCUGGUUGAAGUCAUGGCAAAGGGUGAUUACAAGUGCCAGAAGGAGGCCUGUUGGGCCGUCACCAAUCUGACAUCAGGCGGCACUGUAGAGCACAUUGUGGCUGCUGUGGAGGCGGGCUGCCUGAAACCCUUGUGCAAUCUCCUGGCAGUCCAAGACACCAAGAUUAUACUGGUCAUUCUGGAAGCUCUCAACAACAUCCUUGCGGCUGGAGAGAGUGUGGGACAGCUUGAACAGGUUGCCUUGCUGAUAGAGGAAUGCGAAGGCUUGGAUAAGAUUGAGAAGCUUCAGGAUCACGAGAAGACCGAGGUGUACGAGGAGGCCGUCAAACUCAUCGAGCGGUACUUCUCAGAGCAGGGUGCAGAGGAGGCCCAACUAGCUCCUGAGACUAACGCCAAGAAUGAGUUUGAGUUUAAUCCCAUGGUAUCUCAGCAACCCAUCGCCAUCUAAAGCUGCCAUCUGGUGAUGCACAAAUGCUACAGCAAUUCAACCACUGGCUGACUUGUAUAGUUUCUAUUCUUUGGUUUAUAUAAUGUGUAAGUGAUCAAUUGGAAAGAGAAGUCACAUGACUGUUGGCACUCGGGGGGGGGUCAAAUCUUGCUUAUCAUUGGAUGAAGCGGCCUGAAAAAGCAAGCCCUCCCAUCACUAAAGCACCAAGUAAUCUCAACGGGUGAUUUAAAAAGAUGCCAUUUUUCAGUGCAACAAAUGUUACACAGGUCAAGUAUGAAUUAAAAAUGAGCUCAUUAUCCACAAGUCUUCCAUUACUAAUCGUGCCUGCUUCAACUCUCAGAUCAUGUGCCUUAAACCCCUUUGGCUUUUUGUGUACAGAAUAUAAUAGAUGACUUCAGCAGUGUAGCUAACUUUGAUAUAUGUUUAUUCAGAAGUUACAAGUUCAUGUCAAAAGGCUGAUUGUUGCUUUCAGAAAGUUUUUCUAUCAGUGUUUGAACAGUUUUUCCAAGAAACGUGUUUUGAUCUGGUAAAUUUGAAAUUCUACUCCAAAAAUUAUGUUGGUUGAAAUUAUGAUCCAUGUAUUUACCAGCUUGGAAUUUGAUACACAUACAUAUAGCCACAAUUCAAUAAAUCAGAAAUUACAAGUAACUUCAUUCCUCCUACUUGUUUGGAAACAUGGGAUAAAUUGCCAAAAUCAAUGUAAAUGUGUUAAGCAAAAUUACAAAACUUAAAAAAAAGCAAAGAAACAUACAAUCUGCCGUCAAUUCAAGUUGACAGAAUUUAUUAAAUUUAUGCAAAUUAUAUCCAUGAUUAAGAUUACAAAAAAAGUGAAGUUAAUGUCCCACAAAUGCUGUUUUAUUUCAUCCACAUUUCUGUUGAAUUUUCGGACCUGUUCAAGAUCUGUAAAUAGCAAAUACGUGUAAGACAAAGGGCGUUAUGCAUUUGCCCAUAUAUGGCAAAGAAUUAUAUCAUUCAACAUGUACAUACUGUGAUGAAUUCAAACAUGUUUCAACUUGUCCUCAUCUUGAGCUAUUUAAAAGGUUCGUUUGCAAAUAAACUUGCUUUGGAAAGAA
This is a messenger RNA of Acanthaster planci (crown-of-thorns starfish), 2771 nucleotides long. RefSeq names its product karyopherin subunit alpha 2 (gene kpna2). Gene Ontology annotation, molecular function: nuclear import signal receptor activity; protein binding. The record is from RefSeq and is a predicted model, not a curated record. Gene Ontology annotation, cellular component: cytoplasm. NCBI's taxonomy places the organism in Eukaryota, Metazoa, Echinodermata, Asteroidea, Valvatida, Acanthasteridae. Gene Ontology annotation, biological process: protein import into nucleus.